AUGGACGAAAUACCGUUUAUCCCCACUUUCGCUCGUCUGCAUAAACUGCAGGAAGCUAUCGACCUCCUCGACGCCAAAAUCUCGAUCUUGUCAAGUCGUCUUGCCAGCCGUUUCUCCCAGCCGCCGACCUCCAAGGGCGACGAGCUCGACCGUCGUCCCCAGUCAAAGGAAGCCCCGGCACCUUAACCUCCUUUUUGCUACUCCCCAAAUGAAUAGGAGGAGAAACGGCUGGUGAGACGACUUGACAAGAUCGUGAUUUUGGCGUCAAGGAGGUCGAUAGCUUCCUGCAGUUUAUGUAGACGAGCGAAAGUGGGGAUGAACGGUAUUUCGUCCAUCCCUUCCUUCCCUUGCCCGUCCCACUGCUUCUUGCUCCUUUUGGCCGGCGAUCCGCUCGAGGCUCCAGUCUUCCUUUUCUUGGAGUUUGCAGGGACGACAUCUCACGGCUUGCGGUUGGCGGCUUGUGGCUUGCUGUGCUUUCUACGGUUUCAGCUGGCCUUUUAUACUUUCCCUUAUCCACGUUAUCAACUCGUGCUGUUUUUUUCAUUUUUUAUCCUGCUUACGUGGCGGUACCCUGGUUAUUCUUAUGUUUCUGCUUGUUCGGGUCACUCUUUCGAGCUUUCGAACGGUAACUAGUUCCCAGUGUCUGGCCAAGCUUCGGAUGUUAGGGCGGGAAUGAAAAAGACUUCGAAGAUUUGAGCGCCUAGCUGGUGGUCUUUUAGUUGGCUCCUGACUUCUCGAAUGUGUUUAAAAGCCCUUCUGCUUCUGCGUCUUCCGAUUUCCUUACUCAGGUCGUUCGCAAUGUCGACUUCUCGUCUUAGGUAACCCUCAGGUAAAAGUCGGGAAGUUUCUGCUUUUGGUUCCUCGGAAGGCAUUUGGAAGCUUUCCAGCAAGUGGUCUAACGCCUUCCACAUAGCUUCCCAACACCUUCUACUCAGAAAAAUGCCUGCCGGAAGCCUUCCAGAAGCUUUCCAGCAGACUUGUGUGAGGCAAUUUUCAUUUUCAAAGACUUCCCAACUACCUUCCGAACACCUUCCCAGGAUUUGCCUGAGACGUAGGUGUCAACUUGCUGCAGUAGGUCUGCGAUAAGGCUGGUCCAUCGUCGCAGAAGUGAUUUCGCAUCCAUUGCGUCUUUUUGCGGUUCAUCGGAAGGUCAAUUUUUUUUUCUUUGGACGAUCGGCAGUGUUGUUGGCGAAUAGGUCAAAGUAAUCGACAAAGCGAAGGUUUGGGACAGUUUCGCCGUCUAUGGAAGCGUCUUCGUGGUCUUUGUCUUUGUCCCAGUCGAUUUGUUCUAG
Molecule: messenger RNA, 1292 nt
Organism: Caenorhabditis auriculariae
Lineage: Eukaryota; Metazoa; Nematoda; Chromadorea; Rhabditida; Rhabditidae
Source: the annotation of a GenBank genome assembly